AUGGAACGGGUAUCAUCGCACAGCACGGCGGCCGAUACCUUGAAUUACAUACGACGAAUUGUGGUCACAGGCAAAUACAACACUGCUGCUGAAUUGAUCAAACUUCUCAAAGAGGAAAGGGAACGCCUGGUUGGACUGUUACCAUAUGAAUUUGUUGUUUCGAAUAUUGUCCUGUGCGUGAUCAAAGUGAUACAUGAAGAGAAUGGCCGGGCUGAUUCUGGCCUGGAUGAUCUUGUACCUUACGAUUCGUUGAAUAAUCUUUGGAAUGCUCCAUCAAGCAGUGAAAAGGAUAUGAAUGCAAGGGUGCUGCGCAAGUCGGCUAUAGCAGCCAUCAAUGAAUUGGCCAUAGAAAUCGACACUUGCAUUGAAAAUAUUUGUAACCAGGCAGCCGAACACAUUUGCACAACGGACAUUAUCAUCACACAUUCGUUGUCGCUUUCAUCUACGCUCCGAGCCUAUUUCGAAUCGGCUCGUAAAAGCCAAAAAAAUUUCCGGCUGCUCGCAGUGGAUGAGGAAAGUGAUGAGGGCGAUUGCCUUUCAUCGGUGGAUGUGCUUACGGCCAUGCAGCGUGCCACUCGGGUUGUUAUUGCCGCUGCUGCUGUAUUUCCGGAUGGAUCCUGCUUAGCACCAGCUGUACCGGUUUGUGUUUGCGCUGCUUUUUACAAAUAUAUGCCAUUGUUUCUGUCGGAUGUGGAUCGUGUGCUGGCUUCCGGAUCCGUUACAAAUGUUAGCCCGUUUUCGGAAGCGACUGAUUUGGAGGAUGUUGCGCAACUGGUCAAUCCGGUGUUUGAUUUAAUCCCAGCUGAACUCAUCUAUCUCUACAUAUCACAUACAUCCUCAUUUACGCCCUCGCACGUCUAUCGCUUCAUCGGGGACUAUUAUUGUCCGGAUCUGAUCGGUCGUAUUUCAUUGUAA
Gongylonema pulchrum is the source of this 915-nucleotide messenger RNA. The record is from the annotation of a GenBank genome assembly. Lineage: Eukaryota; Metazoa; Nematoda; Chromadorea; Rhabditida; Gongylonematidae.